This is a messenger RNA of Candidozyma haemuli, 576 nucleotides long. RefSeq names its product signal peptidase complex subunit (gene SPC3). Gene Ontology annotation, biological process: protein targeting to ER. NCBI's taxonomy places the organism in Eukaryota, Fungi, Ascomycota, Pichiomycetes, Serinales, Metschnikowiaceae. The coding region runs from base 1 to 576 and encodes 191 amino acids. The transcript has a single exon. The record is from RefSeq and is a predicted model, not a curated record. Gene Ontology annotation, cellular component: membrane; signal peptidase complex.
AUGUUCAGUUUGGUGUCACGUGGCCAGGCUGUGGCCAAUCAAACGCUCACGGCUUCGUCAAUUGCCGCCGCUCUUGUGGUUGUUCUUUCGCUUCUCCAGCUUUUCUUCAAAGACCAAGCCUGGAGCAUCAACACGACCCUGAUUGCCAACGUCAAGGCCACAGCGCUGUUGAAAAAUUCAUUCGCUUAUGGCGCCGUCGGUGGCAAACCUAAAGAGAACUCAAAAAUCCAGUUCGAUUUGGAUGCAGACUUGACGCCACUUUUCAACUGGAACACGAAACAAGUGUUUGUGUAUUUGACCGCCGAGUAUGAAGGAAAGACGGCGUCUGCUUCGAAUAAGGUGACUUAUUGGGAUAAGAUCAUCACGAGUCGUGAGGAGGCCGAGGUGCACUUGAAGAACCAGAGAGCCAAGUAUUCAGUGUGGGACGUGGAACGUUCGUUUAGAGGAAGAAACGCCACGCUUCGGUUGGAGUGGAAUAUCCAGCCGUGGGUGGGGCCGUUGCUUUACGGCAGCACGACGACCGAGCUGACGUUUGUGUUUCCCGAUGUGAAGAAGCCGAAGAAGGCUGCUGCCUAG